AUGGCCAGUGUAGAAGAAAAACGUGUUGGUGGGCACACUGCCAGCUCCGCGACAACUACGGAGGUUGGAGAAGACUCUAUAAACAUCACAGAUCAUGUGACUUACAAAGGUUCCUUGGAGGAACAGGACCUCAGUGGACUCUAUCAGUCCCUCUCCAAACGCCAAAGUCGUCAAUCAAACCAUACCAGCCACGCAAACCACGCCCCUCGAGACCCAUUCAAUACAGAGAGCCCAGGAUGGUCCCUGGAACAUGCUCUGCGGGCUGCUAUAGACCGCGCUGAACAUGAUAAUCUCGCUCCAGUCUCUGCAAGUAUGGCUGUUUGCUGGACGGAUAUUGGUGUGUAUGGGGAAGGCGUUGAUUCGGUCACUCAAUCCGAUGUGACCUCUGUCUUCAUUGAAUCUUUUCAGUUCCUCCGUCGUCUUUGGAGGCGGUCUCCGGAAAGACAAAUCCUUCACGGAAUCGAUGGGUUACUCGAGGAGGGGGAGAUGCUUCUGGUUCUGGGACGACCGGGAAGCGGCUGUACAACCCUCCUGAAGACGCUUGCUGGCCAUACUGAAAGUUUCUCCAGAUGGUCUGGUGACAUCACAUACCAAGGGAUACCGAUAGAAACCAUGAAAAACCGCUUCCGUGGCUCUGUCGUCUACAAUGCCGAGACUGAAGCUCAUUUCCCGCAUCUAACUGUCGGGCAGACGUUACGAUUUGCGGCUCUGACAAGGACUCCUCGACAACGCCUUGGUGGCAUAUCCCGGAAGGAGUAUGCGGACCGACUGACAGAGGUCCUUGGGGCUACAUUCGGACUGAAGCAUACUUUCAACACAAAAGUUGGUAACGAUUUCAUCCGUGGGGUUUCUGGUGGGGAGAGGAAACGUACAUCGAUCGCAGAAAUGUUAACCACCCGCGCGUCUGUCACGCUCUGGGACAACUCGACUCGAGGCUUAGACGCUUCAACGUCCUUGGAGUUCGCGAGAGCACUGCGGGUGGCUACAAAUCUCACCGGCAACAUUGCAAUAUCAGCACUCUACCAACCUGGAAACAGUCUCGUGGAGAUAUAUGACAAGGUCACAGUGCUUUACCUUGGCCAUCAAAUUUGGUUUGGCGAGUUGGAGGAUGCCCGGCAAUUCUUCUUCGAUAUGGGGUUUGACUGCCUUCCACGCGAAACUACCGCAGAGUUUCUCACGGCGAUAACCGAUCCCAAAGCUAGGCGGGUCAGAGCAGGAUUCGAAAACCAAGUCCCCCGUACUCCGGAAGAGUUUUCUGCACUCUGGAAGAAGAGUAUAUACUAUUCGAAUUUACUUCAAGCCAUCGAGCAUCAUCGGACGGUGUUUCCUAAGGGGGCUUACGAUACUUUGCAUAAGCUGCAGACUAUCCAAGCGAAAGAAAAGUCGAAGGGGGUUCGAAAAAACUCUCCACACAUACUCAACCUCCAACAGCAGUUUAACGCAACAUGUACCAGGGCGUACCAACGCAUCCUAGGAGACAAAGCUUAUACGAUAAUAAUCAUUUCGACAAUGGUUGUCAUAUCACUCGUCAUUGGAUCUAUGUUUUUCGAUAUCACGGAAGACACCAGCGGAUUUUUUUCUAAGGGAGGAGUAAUCUACUUCUCUGUUCUCUUCAACAUCAUUGUCAACUUUGCUGAGAUCGCAGCUCAGUAUGAGCAAAGGCCAGUCGUGGAAAAACAUAAGUCAUACGCGAUGUACCACCCAUUUGUCGAUGCCCUUGCCACAAUGAUCACUCAGUAUCCGAUCAAGUUUUCAAAUGUGGGGGUAUUUACUAUCAUCAUAUACUUCAUGACCGGUUUUAAGCGGGAAGCGGGCCCGUUCUUCCUCUUCACACUCUUUACGUUGCUCACAUCUCUUUCCAUGACCGGACUUUUCCGAACAGUAGCCUCUCUGACCGAUACAGUCGAGGGCGCCCUAGGAAUUUCAGGUGGGUUCAUGAUUGCCAUGGGUCUAUACGCCGGAUACAUCAUUCCGAGACCAUCAAUGCACCCGUGGUUCAAAUGGAUUAGUUAUAUCAAUCCGAUAUACUAUGCAAUUGAAGGACAGAUGGUCAUGGAGUUUCACGGCAGAAAGGCUCCAUGCGGAGCAGAGUUGGUGCCAUCCGGUCCCGGCUUCGAGAAUGUCAGUAUUGCCCAUCAAGUAUGUGCCGUGACAGGUGCUCGUCCUGGGCAAAAUUACGUUCUGGGGGACGACUACAUUGCAGCAUUCGGUUACUCCUACUCCCAUGUGUGGCGCAAUCUUGGAAUUUGCAUCGCAUUCUUCGUAUUUUUUGUCGCAACAUAUGCUACAGCCACCGAGUUCAAAAAGCCGCCAACGUCAAAGGGCGAAUUCCUCAUCUUUCGUCGACCUAUUUGGGGAUCUCGUCAUGCUGAUGAUCCGGAGGAGAAAGGUGGCGUCCCUUUCCAGUCACUCGACCAAGACGGUACUCCCAAUUUCGAUGCGGUUAUCAAAGGGAAGGAUGUUUUCACAUGGCAGCAUAUGAAUUACGAUGUCGACAUCAAAGGCGAGACACGUCGACUUCUCAACGAUGUUCAGGGCUACGUAAAACCUGGGACCUUGACAGCUCUGAUGGGAGAAUCAGGUGCCGGAAAAACCACUCUGCUGAAUGUUCUUGCCCAGAGGGUGACGACGGGUAUCGUUACUGGAGAUGCUCUCAUUAAUGGCAGUCCACUUGAUCAGUCAUUUCAAAAACAGACAGGCUAUGUCCAGCAGCAAGAUGUUCACCUUUCAGAAGCUACGGUGCGUGAAGCCCUUCGAUUUUCAGCUCUAUUACGGCAAGAGCGAGGGAUCCCGGUGGCCGAAAAAUACGACUACGUCGAAAAGGUUAUUGCUGCCCUUGGAAUGGAAAGUUAUGCCGAAGCUGUUAUAGGGGUUCCAGGCAAGGGACUCAAUGUGGAACAACGGAAACGCACAACCAUUGGUCUCGAACUUGUUGCGAAACCCGCACUUCUCCUCUUCCUUGACGAACCUACUAGUGGACUAGAUUCUCAAUCUGCUUGGUCUAUCAUCAGUCUUUUGAGAGGGUUGGCUGAUGCCGGCCAGGCCAUCCUUUGUACUAUUCAUCAACCGUCCGCCGUCUUGUUCGAGCAGUUCGACCGGAUCCUUCUCCUGGCGAAGGGCGGCAGAACUGUGUACUUUGGAGAAUUGGGCAAAGAUUGUAAAACAAUGAUCAGUUACUUUGAGAGAAACGGCGCACCGCCUUGUGGUCAAUCAGAAAAUCCUGCCGAAUAUAUUCUCGAUGUCGUUGGCGCCGGAGCAACCGCACACGCGUCAAAGGAUUGGGCUGAGAUCUGGAAGGCUUCUCCUGAAAUCCGAAGUGUGUCCGAAGAGAUAGCUCGUUUGACCUCAGAUCGAAAAGGGGAGAGGUCCCCCACGCAUGUCGGCGGUGGCUUCGCAAUGCCUUGGUUUUCCCAAUACCUCGCGGUUCAGAAGCGUCUAGCUCAACAAUACUGGCGAAGCCCUGCCUAUGUGCAGAGCAAAUUAUUGAUCAACAUCAUCGGAGGUCUCUUCAUCGGAUUCACUUUCUGGAAACAGGAUUCAUCAGUUCAAGGACUACAGAACAAAGUCUUUGCAGUCUUCAUGAUCCUCUUACUCUGCCUGGUACUCGUUGUUCUUCUCCAGCCACGCCUCAUCGACUACCGAGAUUUAUACGAGGUCAGAGAAAGGCAUUCCAAGAUGUAUCAUUGGACAGUCUUCAUCGUUGCAAGCAUUCUUGUCGAGGUCCCCUUCAGCGUCGUUAUCUCCAGCUUAUGCUUCAUCUGCUGGUAUUUUCCCGUUGGUUGGACCAUAACGAGCGGCCGGGCGGGAUUCAUGUGGUUUGUGUUUGUCCUGUACCAAUUCUACCAUACCAGCUUCUCGCAGACGCUGGGGAUCGUCGCGCCUAACGCUGAGAGCGCCGCCAUGCUCACCAUUCUCUUCUAUGCCUUCAUCCUCGCUUUCAGCGGCGUUCUACAACCGCUGGGCCAGCUCGUCGGAUUCUGGCAUUUCGCGUACGAUGUCUCUCCUUUCACCUGGCUUGUUUCCGCAAUUGUUACUGAUGGUCUUCACGACGCGCCUGUCAAAUGUGCACCGGAAGAAGUCAACAUCUUCCAACCACCGCCGGGGAUGACAUGCGGGCAAUACGCGGGCGCAUGGGCGAAUGCCUCUUUCGCAUCCAUAUACAACCCUCAAGCCACAUCCAACUGCGAAUUCUGUCGGUACUCGGUCGCCGACGUAUAUCUGGAAGGCGUCAAUAUGAAAUAUAGCGAGCGCUGGAGAAACGUGGGGAUCCUGAUUGCGUAUAUCGCUAUCAACACGGUCCUCUUCUUCAGUGCUUAUUAUCUGCGUUCGGAGUUUCGAUGGCAGGCGGUCUUGGAUCGCUGCUCGCGGCUUCUGGGAGCGAUGAAAUUGUCAACGCAGCAGAAGUUGAAUAAGAAGGAGAAAGUCUCGAGUUCCGCUUAGCACCAUGAUUUAUUUCCUUUCGCCGUUUUCUUUGGAAUCUUAAGAACACACACCCUAUAGAAUAUCUAUCUAUCUAACAUUCUUUAUAGAGAAACCCCCUUUUGUAUUUCAUUUUAUCUCAUUUCAUCCCAUCCAUUUAUUUUUCUACCCCAAAGACUGUCUUUAUAGAGAGAUAGAUUUCU
Messenger RNA from Amorphotheca resinae ATCC 22711, 4622 nucleotides. RefSeq lists its product as hypothetical. Gene Ontology annotation, biological process: transmembrane transport. Gene Ontology annotation, cellular component: membrane. The transcript is spliced from 2 exons. The record is from RefSeq and is a predicted model, not a curated record. NCBI's taxonomy places the organism in Eukaryota, Fungi, Ascomycota, Leotiomycetes, Helotiales, Amorphothecaceae. Gene Ontology annotation, molecular function: ATP binding; ABC-type transporter activity; ATP hydrolysis activity. Bases 1 to 4440 code for a protein of 1479 amino acids.